AUGUUUGAUCCGGCCUGGUUAAAGAAGCCUCCGCCGAUCGUGGAUGAUACCGAGGACGAGGAGCGGGCAUAUAUUCUCGAGCCAAAGAUUCCACUGCACGAGCCCAAACCAACAUUUUGCCCACGUCAUCCUACAGUAGAGCAUCUGUACGACAUUCCCAGUGCCCCCAUCUGCACUCGCAUCGUACCGGAGCGAUGCACGGAAACGGGAAAAGUGUUGGAUUUCAUCGAAGCGCAGGUGCAGAAUGCCGGUUCGAAUGCUAAAAACUCCAUGUCACUGCAGCGCGAACCGACCGAGUCGCUCGAUUCGGCACGCGGCUCGGCCUCGAACUUUCCGUUCUGGCCCGGUGGGUUUGAUGAGCCCGAAACCGUGCUGGCAAAGCUGCAGAGAAGCGAUAGUCCUAUGUUUGAGAUGAACCUGAAGACGUGCCCCCCGGGAUUUUCGAACGGAAUUGAGUUUUCCCAAAGCCGCACACAGGGUGGCUACAAUCCGGGUGGUACCGGGGUUGUCGAUCUACUGUCGGCGAUCGACGAUGACGAUGGAUUCGAGCUACUAUCGGAGGAUCAAAAGAAAAAUGCCGCUAUCGUCGGGUCGGCGAAAGAUACUGUUGGCGUGCCAAAGGCCACCCCUAUGACGUUGGAAGAUGAGAGUCUUCUGGUGGUGGAAAAGGAACGUUCCGUGGAUCAGGUGCUUAAAAUUGGGGCACUUAACCUGAAUCGCAGCGCUCAGUCGGCCGAGUGGGCCGAAAUGCUCGACAUCUCAAAGCCGGUCGACGAUUUCUACGUGAAAGUACCAGUAAUGGCCCAUCGGUUUCCGUUCGAGCUGGACAUAUUCCAAAAGCAAGCAAUCCUGAAGCUAGAAGAGCACAGCCACGUUUUCGUAGCAGCACACACAUCCGCGGGAAAGACGGCUGUGGCGGAGUAUGCGAUCGGUCUCUCAAAGAAACACAUGACCAAGAGCAUCUACACGUCGCCAAUUAAGGCGCUGUCGAAUCAAAAGUAUCGCGACUUUAAGGCUACCUUUCAGGAUGUGGGGCUCAUCACGGGCGACAUACAGAUCGAUCCAACCGCAUCUUGCCUUAUCAUGACGACGGAGAUCCUCCGCUCGAUGCUGUACUGUGGCAGUGACAUAACGCGUGACCUCGAGUACGUCAUCUUCGACGAGGUACACUACAUCACCGACUCCGACCGCGGUCAUGUUUGGGAGGAGGUGCUAAUCCUGCUACCGGACCACGUGUGUAUCGUAAUGUUGAGCGCCACCGUACCAAACACAUUGGAGUUCGCCAACUGGGUGGGCAAGACGAAGAAGAAACGCGUGUACGUGGUAAGCACGGCCAAGCGGCCCGUUCCGCUCGAGCACUAUCUGUAUACCGGGUUUGGGGGAAAAUCCAAGAACGACUCGUUCCUGAUCGUCAACGAGCACAGCCAGUUCGUGGGCGAAGGUUUCGCAAAGGCCAAGGAAAGCAUCGAGGCAAAGUCGAAUGUUCAUCAGCGCCCGGGCAAGUAUUCCCAGCGACAGGAGCAGACACUAUGGGUUGGACUGAUCGACCACCUGCAGAAGAAGGAGAAACUUCCAGUGGUGGCGUUUACACUCUCGCGAAACCGAUGCGACAACAAUGCCGAAGCGCUUUCGUCCUGCGACCUUACGACGGCUCGGGAGAAGUACGCCAUCACGAACUUCUUCCAGCAGUGCCUACAGCGGCUUAUUCCGGCCGACCGGGUGCUUCCACAAGUACUACAGAUCCAGCAUUGCCUCGAGCGGGGCAUCGGCGUGCAUCACAGUGGCAUCCUGCCCAUCCUCAAGGAGAUCGUGGAGAUGCUGUUCGCCCGUGGUCUCGUGAAGAUACUGUUCGCCACGGAAACGUUCGCCAUGGGCGUCAAUAUGCCGGCCCGCACGGUCAUCUUCGACAGUACGCGUAAGUUCGACGGGUCAUCGAUGCGCACGCUGCAACCGUCCGAGUACACGCAGAUGGCAGGUCGUGCCGGUCGCCGAGGCCUCGAUAAGACCGGUACGGUGAUGAUAAUUUGCAAGCGUGACCUACCGAGUGAGUUGGAACUGCGCACGAUGAUCCUGGGCAAACCUGUCCGACUGGAGUCACAGUUUCGGUUAACGUACGCGAUGAUACUGUACCUGCUGCGGGUGGAGCUUGUGACAGUGGAGAACAUGAUGCUCCACAGCUUCCGCGAGUUUGGCAAACGGCAGCAGAUGCCGCAGAGUAAGCUCGAGCUGAGCAAGGUGGAGGAGAAGGUAUCUGCGCUGAGCAAACUUGGCGAUCAUCUGAAACCUCUGUGUCAGUUUUACGAUGCGGCGCGAGAGUAUAUCGAUAUUUGGCAUCAGCUGGUGCCGCACCAACUAUGUCAACAAAAAGUGCUUAACGACAUCAAACCGGGCCGGGUGCUGAUCGUAACGGACAAAGAUCACUACAACAAGUUAGCGGUCGUGCUGUCGAUCUCACUGCAGUCGUACCGAGAGGCGAAACUGUCCGUGCUAGUGCUCGAUCAUCAAACUACAUCUACGAAUCAGCCAAAUCCUAUGGAACAACCGACACCAGCCCUCGAUCGUGGUCCCCUUUGGCACCGAAUGCUAGCCCUCGCGGCGCACUAUCAGUGCUUCGUUCCCGGUGGAUUCGGUGGCCAUCGGGUGCUUCCGAUCGGGCUCGUCAACGUGAUGGCCGUCACGAAGCACAUCGUGCGUUGCGACGAACGGAAAAUACUGCAAAACUGGGAAACCCGCCAAAUACCGCGCUUCCGCGAUACGCCUCCCUCACCGGCCACACUGCAGGCCGUGGCCACGCUGAACGAAAUAAACACCAUGGUCCUAUCGUUCGGUGGUCCGUACUCACUCGAAUCGAUCACACUCGAGUGCAAACUGGAACAGCUCGAUCUCUCGAAGGCACUGUCGGCAGCCGGGUUGCACGUGUCCCAGUAUACACCGUACACGAACAUUGCCAACUUCGAGCACGAGUUUGCGAUCGUGUACGAUCGGAAGCAACUAGAGCGCAAGCUGGACGAUCUGAAGUUUCAGGUGUCGUACGAGAGUUUAUCGCUCUAUCCGGACUACUGUCGGAAGCUACAGGUGCUACAGGAGCUGAACUACAUCGGUGAAAUGCAGCAAGUCGCGAUAAAAGGGCGCGUGGCGUGUGAGAUGGGACAGAAUGAACUGAUGAUAACGGAGCUGGUGAUGCGCAACAUAUUGACCGAUCUUCAACCGGCGGAAAUUGCUGCUCUUCUCUCGAGUCUGGUGUUUCAGGCUAAAACAGAAAACGACCCGAAGCUGACAGAAACACUGAAAACGGGUGUCGCACAGUUCAAGGAGGUGGAAAAUGAUAUUCAGCGCGUCGAACGGCAGCACGGUGUGACCGAUGCGCCCCGCAAGGAGGAGCUUAACUUCGGCCUGGUGGAGGUCGUGUACGAGUGGGCUUGCAAUAAGCCGUUCGCCGAAAUUAUGGUCCUCACCGACGUCAAGGAGGGAAUCAUCGUGCGGUGCAUUCAGCAGCUGAACGAAACGCUGUGCAAUGUGAAAGACGCGGCCCGUAUUAUUGGUGACCCGGUGCUGCACAUUAAGAUGGAGGAAGCAUCGAAUGCCAUCAAGCGAGACAUUGUGUUUGCCGCCAGUUUGUACACUUCCGGUACGCCAAUCGUUAUUGGGGAGGUUUCAGGCCCGGUCUGAGUUUAUAACCAACGCCACCGAGAGUCCCCAUAGACUGACUAUCCAUGUACGCAAAGGUAAAAAGUCUGGUAAUCUUUCUGGCGCUAUCGUUGUUUUUAAUAAAUGCUUUAAGGCAUACAAUGGCAAAGAAAUGUGUGAGAAGUUAUAUUUUAAAAGUAUUUUAUUGAAUAUAUAAUGGAAUACAAUGC
Messenger RNA from Anopheles coustani, 3857 nucleotides. It is a transcript of the gene tst, whose product is annotated as superkiller complex protein 2. Gene Ontology annotation, biological process: nuclear-transcribed mRNA catabolic process, 3'-5' exonucleolytic nonsense-mediated decay. The transcript has 5 exons. Lineage: Eukaryota; Metazoa; Arthropoda; Insecta; Diptera; Culicidae. The record is from RefSeq and is a predicted model, not a curated record. Bases 1 to 3669 code for a protein of 1222 amino acids. Gene Ontology annotation, molecular function: RNA helicase activity; RNA binding; ATP binding. Gene Ontology annotation, cellular component: Ski complex.